GCAGUGUUGUUGAUAUCAACGUCUUUGAUCCAGGUCAAUUCGGGGAACUUUAAUACCUCAGUACCCCUUCAUUAGUUGCUAGGAUUUCCUUCCAUUCUUCGUCAUCUCGAAGUUAUCUCUGUUCGAAAUCUUGAAGUCGCGACGAUUUUUGUCGCCUGUUGUACCUUUUUUUGUCACCGCUUUCGUCCAAUGGAUUCCACCAACGGCUUUCAAGUGUUUGAGCAUGGGCAUCAAGAUGUUGUUCAGGCAGCGGACUAUAAUUUCUAUGGCAAUCGCUUAGUGACUGCAUCUUCUGAUCAUCGUCUGAAAGUUUGGGACUUGCAUGACGGAGAAUGGGAACUGACGGACACUUGGAGAGGCCACGAUGCCGAAAUCAUGGACGUGAAAUGGAAUGGGCCGGUAAUGGGCCAGGUCUUGGGAAGUGUUGGCGAAGAUGGGAAGUUCAAACUUUGGGAAGAAGACGUUGCGGAGCCACCUAACUCGGGAAGACGUUUCAAAUGCAUAUAUUCUCACACGUCCCCCACACAUGUACCAUACUCUUCCUUGGACAUGAAAAAUCAGAGUCUUGAUACGUUUGUUGCGCUGAUUUCUCGGGACGGUCACUUGACCGUUUAUGAGCCGUCUGAUCCUGAUUCUCUCAGAAAUUGGCAGCCACUUGAUUCGCUUCAGGUGUGUCCCAAUCCGUCAAGGGGAGAAGAAACUGGAUUCAAAGUCCGUUUCCACAAAGAUCCCCUACCUUGCUUCACAGCAGUCAUGGCCGGUUUAGGGGAAAGGUCUCUGUCUUUGGUUGUAGGCGCCAUGGAUACGGUGAAAGUGUUGCGCACAAAUCGAUAUAAUCAAUUCUACACGGCCGCCGAACUCAAAGGUCACAGAAGCCUAGUACGAGAUGUGAGCUGGGCGCGUGGCUCCGUGCGAGGGUCAGAUAUUAUUGCCACCGCUUGCAAGGAUGGCUUCGUUCGCAUUUUUGAACUUACAACACCAUCCCCUACUGGCCGCCCACUAGUGUCUACGGACUAUGUCUCUCCUCCUCGUUCUGCUUCCGAGACAGCCAACACUUCUACACCCCUUCGGGGAGGACGCAAUGCGCCAUCUGGAAUUGGUGCUGGGCUAGCUGGCGCUCUACGAGCGAACGGGGGCAGUCGCGAAAAUGACGGCGACUCGAGUCAGGUCAAGCAUGUGGUAAGAGAAGUAGCAUCACUCGCUGCUCACCAAGAGGGAGUUUGGAGAGUUGCAUUUAAUAUGACAGGAGAUAUGCUUGCUACUAUGGGCGACGACGGCAGGCUCAAAACCUGGAAGCGUGCUAUUACUGGCGAGUGGGUUGAGUAUGCCGAAAUUGGCCCCGAAGAAAUGAGCUGAACUAUCUGUCUAAAAUGGACAUUUUUAUCAUUCGCACCGAUAGUAUGCCAUUAGAUUGGCCGCCAAUUUUUCUUUGAGCACACGCUCGUCUCGAAUGGAAUCUCGACUUGUGGGCGGUUUUUCACUCAAUAAUUGGAUGGGACGGGUUCAAUUCACUCCUGUCUUUUCGGUCUAGUAGACAUAAAGCUGGACCUACGGAUGCCGCGGAGGAUUUACAAAGCAAAUGAGAGUUGUGUAUGGGCAUCAGAUUUCGCGCCGAGAGGAUGAGUUCUAGUUACAAAGAGGAACUCCAAGGCCAAAUCAUCACAGGGAAAAGAGACG
Messenger RNA from Xylona heveae TC161, 1677 nucleotides. RefSeq names its product putative nuclear pore protein. Gene Ontology annotation, cellular component: Seh1-associated complex; nuclear pore outer ring. Bases 190 to 1356 code for a protein of 388 amino acids. Lineage: Eukaryota; Fungi; Ascomycota; Xylonomycetes; Xylonales; Xylonaceae. The transcript has 4 exons. The record is from RefSeq and is a predicted model, not a curated record. Gene Ontology annotation, molecular function: structural molecule activity; protein binding. Gene Ontology annotation, biological process: positive regulation of TORC1 signaling; cellular response to amino acid starvation.